GAAGGUUCUAUCUUCUAUUAGGUGUUCAUCCUACCAUAGCUUGUAGAACUGUGACCCAAUUUUUCACAGUGCGUGUCAUUAACUAUGCAAAAUGUGGGCUCAAGCAUAUCUGCAAAAAUGUUCUUCAUGUGGUGUAGAGCCGCGUGAGGAAGUCCUCCAGGUUGAGAGCAGUAGGAUUAUAUUGCCUGGUAACACCUUGGAGCUAUUCCAUCGUCGACUGACAGAUGAGGACUUACACGCAAUCCUACAAGCAGCAGUGUUGAGUUUACCAUUAAGUGAAUUAGUCGUGCCGUACAACAAUAUUACUUCUGUUGGUUGCAAAUACCUUGAGGAAGCCUUACGGCAUGAUCUGGACACGAUGAUGGUAAUUGACCUUUCGUACAAUUCGAUCGAAGGUGACGGGAUUAAGGAAUUAACAAAUGCAUUGGCAACUAACCGGGGCGUGGUCCAGCUGAAGCUUGCCGGCAAUCCGCUUGGAAGCUCCUGCGGUGAUGCCUUUGCAUCAAUUCUGAAGCAAAAUCAUUGUCUUAGCGUGCUUGACCUGCACAGCACAGAUUUAGAUCUCAAAGCACUGAUGCCCAUAUGUCAUUCUCUUUCCCAAAAUACAGGGCUCAGUACGUUGCGCCUUGGACGACCUCUCAUUAGCAACCCUGAUGACGUCAACUACGCAGUCCAUUAUAUUGGUCUUGGACUUCGUGAAAAUGUGACGCUUCAGGAGUUGGAUUUAAGUUACUUUGAGAUGUACGACCGACAUUUAGACUCCUUACUGCCUUCAUUAUUUCUCUGUGGCAUCAUUCGGCUUUCACUGAAGGGGAACAAGUUUUCCCGUGCUGCAGGUCUUCUGCUUGCUGAACUACUAGAUUCGCGCGAGAAUUUCGACACGUUAGAUAUCAGCUCGAAUCGGUUAGGUGAUAUGGGUGCUACAGCGCUAGCCCGUGCUGUCGGCUGCCACCCCAGCUUGCAUACGCUGUUCUUAGGCCACAACGAAAUCGGUGAAACGGGCUUGGAGGCGUUGACAGAGGGCAUCAAGGACUGCACUUCCUUACAACGGCUUAAGCUUUGGGGAAACGCACUUGAUACCCCUAUUGCGGCGCACGCAAUGUUUUGCAUACAUGAACGACUUGAUCUUCUUGAGUACACAGACUUUAAGUUGUAUUUUUUAGAUGGAAAACCUGCAGUGUACAUGACACCUUAGAUGGAAAACCUCUAUGUGCACAGGCUGAUGUAAGUUUAUGAACAGGAAAGGAAAACAAAAGUAUAAUAAACCAUUCUCAUUCAAUACAGUUUUCGAUUAA
Messenger RNA from Phytomonas sp. Hart1, 1295 nucleotides. The record is from the annotation of a GenBank genome assembly. NCBI's taxonomy places the organism in Eukaryota, Euglenozoa, Kinetoplastea, Trypanosomatida, Trypanosomatidae.